AUGUCCGGCAAACAAGAAGGAGUCAACAUCGAGAGCCUCAGCGCUCAACAACUCACCGCCGUCAAGAAGCAGCUGGAUGAGGAGGUCGAGCACCUGACGGCCUCGUACACGCAGCUGGCUGCGGCGCAGGCCAAGUUCAAGGAGUGCUUGCGGAUUGUGCAGACAGGGAGCAGUUCUUUUGAUGACAAGAAAGACAUCCUCGUCCCCCUUACCAACUCCCUCUAUGUCAAGGGCAAGCUUUCCAACCCCGACCGCGUAAUUGUUGAUGUCGGUACUGGGUUCUACGUUGAAAAGGACACCAAAAGUGCCACUGAGUUCUACGAUGCCAAGGUCAAGGAACUUGGCGCCAACAUUCAGAACCUGGAAUCUAUUGUCCAGGGGAAGACUAACAACCUCCGCGUAGUGGAAGAAGUCUUGAGGCAGAAGAUGGCACAAGGAGCUGGACCUGCAUCCGCACAGGCAUAA
Sordaria macrospora k-hell is the source of this 465-nucleotide messenger RNA. RefSeq lists its product as uncharacterized. NCBI's taxonomy places the organism in Eukaryota, Fungi, Ascomycota, Sordariomycetes, Sordariales, Sordariaceae. Gene Ontology annotation, cellular component: prefoldin complex; cytoplasm. Gene Ontology annotation, biological process: protein folding; RNA polymerase I assembly; RNA polymerase II core complex assembly. The record is from RefSeq and is a predicted model, not a curated record.